AUGCCUCUGGAUGAAUCAUGGCCAUUAUACAGUGUCAAGACCAGGAUCCAACUCGACCCCUCCAAGUACAGCAGCAACCUCGUCAAGAGCGGCUCUUACAUCGCCAAGACCGAGGGCGCUGGAGCCCUGCUGACCGGCCUCGGCCCCACUGUCACGGGAUACUGCCUACAGGGCGCCUUCAAGUUCGGAGGCUACGAAUUCUUCAAGGCCCGCGCCGUCGACGCCCUGGGAUACGAGACGGCCGCCAACAACCGGAACGCCGUCUACCUCGCCUCUUCGGCCGCCGCCGAAUUCCUGGGCGACCUCGCCCUCUGUCCGUUCGAGUCGGUGCGCAUCCGUCUGGUGUCGCAGCCUUCGUACGCGCCCAGCUUCGCAGCAAUACAGACGGCAUACACCCUCGUGGACAAGGAGUCACUCUCGUCCGCGGGUGCCACGGCCGUCAAUCUGGGCUCAGGUCUGGUCGCCGGUCUGGCCGCCGCCGUCGUCUCUCAGCCGGCCGACACGCUGCUCAGCCAGGUCAACAAGGAUAAGGCACGCGAGGGGGAGAGCACGGGCCGUCGUCUGAUCCGCAUCGGCACCAGGCUGGGCGUCAAGGGUGCGUUUGCGGGUAUGCAGGCUAGGGCCAUCAUGGUUGGUGGUAUGACGGCCGUGCAGUUUGGCAUCUAUGGUGAUGUCAAGAAGCUCUUUGACGUUCCCGAUGGUGUUGAUCUGAAAAAGGCCGCCCCCGCCAAAUAA
Geosmithia morbida is the source of this 735-nucleotide messenger RNA. Its product is annotated as solute carrier family 25 (mitochondrial phosphate transporter), member 3. Gene Ontology annotation, molecular function: phosphate transmembrane transporter activity. Bases 1 to 735 code for a protein of 244 amino acids. The record is from RefSeq and is a predicted model, not a curated record. Gene Ontology annotation, cellular component: mitochondrial inner membrane. Gene Ontology annotation, biological process: mitochondrial phosphate ion transmembrane transport. NCBI's taxonomy places the organism in Eukaryota, Fungi, Ascomycota, Sordariomycetes, Hypocreales, Bionectriaceae. The transcript is spliced from 3 exons.